AUGCUUUCCACCAAGCAUGCCCUACUUAUUGCAAGUCCCUUUGGAGAUCUCGAGGGCCCAGAAAACGACGUUGAAAUGAUUUCCAAAGUCCUCCAAAAGCGGGGAUUCCAAGCCUAUCAAUGUUGUGGUUCAGCAGCGACUCGCGAUGGCAUUCGCUCUGCUUGGCAAGACCUGAUAUCCCGAAUUUCCGCAGAUGAUACAGUGGUCAUCUACUAUUCAGGACAUGGCGGGGAAGCCCUUUCGGUAAAAGCUGCAGAUCAAGAUUCUGGUCAGCCACGACGGCUCCAAUUCAUUGUCCCAAUGGGCUAUAAGGAGGUUCCUGGUGAGUUCCACGGAAUUUCAGAAGAGGAGCUGUCGCAAUGGCUUCUUGAUACCACAGCAAAAACGCAGAAUGUCACCGUCAUCUUGGACUGUUGUCAUUCUGGUCGCAUGGUGCGCGAUUCUCGCUAUGUCAAGAAUGCUAGACGGAGAAACCUCCCUACGACUAUUUAUGAUAAUAUCGCUGCCCAUAUCCAGACACUGCAAGAGAAGGGAUUGCUUCGAGAACGUACACUGCUGGGAGAUAAUCCUCAUGCGGUGCGGAUUGCCGCCGCGGCACCUUGGGAAAGCGCAUAUGAAUACGAAAAUGAUUCGGGGAUGCAACUCGGCGCUUUAACUGAGGCUCUCGUUCGCGUGAUUGAGGAAUCAGAUGGUGACCACAUCUCUUGGAGGACGGUGAUGCUUCGUGUACAGGAAUUAGUCAACAUGUCCUUUCCGCAGCAGCAUCCGCGAGUAGAAGGACCGCACAGUCGCUUUCUAUUUUCUCUGGAUGGUCGGGACUCCACUUCCCUUCUGAUAAAACAGGAGGAUAAUAAUAUAGCUAUAAUCAAAGCUGGCAGGGUUGCAGGAGUCCGGGAGAAAAACGCAUACGCGGUUAUGCCCCCUGGAUCGGAAUGUGUUAAUCCUCAAACUCAGAUUGCUACUGCUGUAGUCACAGAUGCUAGCGGGUUUGAUGCCGUCGCAACACUUACUUGGAGGAAUGGGAUGUCUCGAUUGCCUGAUGGAGGCGCACUGGCCUUUCUCGUCGAAGAAGCUCUCUACAAAUGGCCAGUUUCUCUUAUAGCAGAUGCUUCCGCGCUUCAGAAGCAGGUGGAGCAAUCCAGACUCAUCAGAUGCAGCUACGAUGGCGAGAAGAGCCCUCUAGUUGAAAUUCGCCAGCAAGGAGGCAAACUCACUGUGACCAACAAGUAUGGAGUGGAGAUUUUCUCGCAGCGAUUUUAUGGCAAGGAACCUACACCUUCUACAUACAAAGCAGCUAUUGAUAUUGCAGAUCGAGUGGCUCGCGCACAACACUUUCUGGUUCAAACAUGUGACAGCCCGGAGGAACAUCUCCAGCAUGAUCUUGAAAUCAACCUUGGGUUAGUGGAAGAUGGCCAUCAUGGAAGAACCAUCAAUCCCACUGGCGAAGAUUCCAUCACUGAGAACUCUAACAUCUUCAUGUCUCUAAAGAAUCAUGAUGAUCACAAUAGUGUGUUCGUGUCUGUUUUUGAAGUGGAGGCGAAUGGCCAGAUCAAUGCAGUAACGGAAAAUCCAGAUGGUGUCGAUCUGCCCCCGGGAUGGUCUCAUACAAUCGGCAGUACUAAGACCAAGCUUGAGGGGCUCAAGGUCAAAUGGCCACUCAAUAUUUCCAAACGACAGCCGGUGAUGGAUACCUUGGUCGUCGUGAUUUCGAGUCGCCCUGUUAACUUGCAGUUUUUGAUCAGCUCGGAAAUUGCUGCACGGAGGGCUAUCACAAAUCAUUCAUCUUUAGAGAGUCGUCUUCUGCGAUUUGCGCAGGGCUCAGAUCGCCUCAUUGUGACUGAGAAAAGCAUAUCGAAAAUUCGUUAUGACAUUGUUCAGUUGCCUUUUCUGUUGAAGCCACUCAGCUCCUAA
Molecule: messenger RNA, 1911 nt
Organism: Penicillium griseofulvum
Lineage: Eukaryota; Fungi; Ascomycota; Eurotiomycetes; Eurotiales; Aspergillaceae
Product: caspase family protein
Exons: 1
Coding region: 1-1911 (636 amino acids)
Biological process (GO): proteolysis
Molecular function (GO): cysteine-type endopeptidase activity
Source: RefSeq, a predicted model, not a curated record